AUGAAGAGAAAGCAACCCGAAGAUACCGUUCCCGCGGGCGAAACUGAGAAGCGCGUCAAGACAGAACAGUCUACUACCACUGAGCUUUCCUUCGCCGAUCUUGGACUCGAUACACGGCUGGUUCAGGCCGUCGCCGCCGAGAGCUUUAAGGAACCGACCCCAGUGCAGCAGAAGGCUAUCCCGUUGGCCUUGGACGGAAAGGAUGUCGUCGCAAAGGCUCCCUGCGGCUCUGGAAAGACGGCAGCGUACGUUCUGCCAGUGCUUUCUAGCAUCCUGAAGCGCAAGACUACCGACUCUUCACCCGCCACAACCGCCCUCAUUCUUGUGCCGACUCGCGAGCUCGCCGACCAAGUUCUCAAAGCGAUCGAGAAGUUCUCAGCGUACUGCGCGAAAGAUAUUCACGCUAUCAAGCUUGUCGACAAGAUCUCCGACGCUGUCCAGCGCUCCCUCCUCUCCAACUUCCCCGACGUCGUCAUUUCCACACCAGCCACCGCGUGGCGUAACAUCGUUUCCGAAGCGUUGUUGCUGGGGAAUCUGACGUCCAUAGUCCUUGACGAGGCCGACCUUAUCAUGUCUUACGGCUACAACGAGGAUCUGGAGAACAUUGCAAGAAAGCUGCCCAAGGGUGUCCAGUUGACAAUGAUGAGCGCAACACUUUCAACGGAUGUCACUACGCUACAAGGGACUUUCGGCAGGAAACCCACGAUAUUGGAUCUUGACGACGAGGAGACGGAAGGGGACAGUCUUUCUCAGUUUGUUGUCAGUUGCGGAGAGGACGAAAAGUUUCUUUUGGCGUUCAUUAUCUUCAAGCUCAAGCUCGUCAAGGGAAAGUGCCUGAUUUUUGUCAACGAUGUCGACCGUUCGUACCGCCUGAAGCUUUUCCUCGAACAGUUUCAGGUCCGGAGCUGUAUCCUCAACUCCGAGCUGCCAGUCACAUCAAGGGCGCAUGUCCUCGAAGAGUUCAACCGCGGAGUGUACGACAUUAUUAUUGCAUCCGACGAAAAGAGCGCCAUGGGUGCGGAGGAAAAGGAUGGUGAGGAAGAAGAAGACACGGAGCAACGCCAGAAGGAGAAGGAACAAUCAAAGAAGAAGCGCAAAUCAAAGCGAGACUCCGAGUUCGGCGUAUCGCGAGGUAUCGACUUCAAGAACGUUGCCGCAGUGGUCAACUUUGACCUUCCCACAUCCGCCUCGUCAUACACUCAUCGCAUUGGACGUACAGCGCGAGCCGGCCGGACAGGCAUGGCUCUGUCCUUCUACGUCCCUACCGAAUUGUACCGCAAGCACUUGCCGACGAGCAUAGAGACGGCCGAACACGAUGAGAAGAUUCUGGCGAGAAUCAAGAAGCAGCAGGCGAAGCAGGGCAAGGAGGUCAAACCCUACAGCUUCAAGAAGGAGCAUCUGGAUGCGUUCAGAUACCGUCUAAAUGAUGCGUUGAGAGCAGUCACUAAGGUGGCGGUUCGCGAAGCGCGUAUGAGAGAGUUGAAGCAGGAACUCCUUAAGAGCGAGAAACUCAAGAGAUACUUCGAGGAGAACCCUACGGAACUCCAACAUCUCAGGCACGACGGAGAACUGAGAACAGCUCGACAGCAGCCCCACCUGAAGCAUAUACCCGAGUACUUGCUCCCGAAAGAGGGAAAGGAUUCUCUCACAAAGAACGAUGUCGGCAUGGUGCCAUUCCGCAAGGUGGGUGGUAAACAGAGGAGGAAUAAGGGCAAGCCAGGACGCAAGAAGAUUGGUACGCGGAAAGUCAACCCUCUGAAGACUUUCAAGGCCCGGAGGAAGUAA
This is a messenger RNA of Colletotrichum graminicola M1.001, 1785 nucleotides long. Its product is annotated as DEAD/DEAH box helicase. Gene Ontology annotation, molecular function: ATP binding; RNA helicase activity; nucleic acid binding. The transcript has 4 exons. The coding region runs from base 1 to 1785 and encodes 594 amino acids. The record is from RefSeq and is a predicted model, not a curated record. Gene Ontology annotation, cellular component: nucleolus. Lineage: Eukaryota; Fungi; Ascomycota; Sordariomycetes; Glomerellales; Glomerellaceae.